Cyphellophora europaea CBS 101466 is the source of this 3972-nucleotide messenger RNA. RefSeq lists its product as uncharacterized. The coding region runs from base 1 to 3972 and encodes 1323 amino acids. Gene Ontology annotation, cellular component: membrane. Gene Ontology annotation, biological process: DNA-templated transcription; transmembrane transport; carbohydrate transport. NCBI's taxonomy places the organism in Eukaryota, Fungi, Ascomycota, Eurotiomycetes, Chaetothyriales, Cyphellophoraceae. Gene Ontology annotation, molecular function: carbohydrate:proton symporter activity; DNA binding; zinc ion binding. The record is from RefSeq and is a predicted model, not a curated record. The transcript is spliced from 10 exons.
AUGACCCGCCAGAGUCAUUCGAGUCGCUACAAUCAAAGUGUCACAGUCGCUGCAGCCUUCGGGUCUUUGACAUACGGCUACGGAGCUUCCGUCAUUGGCAGCACCAUCGGUCAGCCAGGAUGGUACGCAUUCUUCAACUUGCCUGUGCAGGGUGAAUCUGGUUAUGCCACAACGACUACGAACGCAAUUGCUGCGGCGAACGGCUUGUUCAGCGCGGGGGCUGCUGUGGGCUGCAUCUGGAUCAUGUGGGCAGCCACAGCCCUAGGCCGGAAGCGCAACAUCCAGAUUGGCGCCUUCAUGAGUCUCUUGGGCGGUGCUUUUCAGGGAGGUGCUGCAAAUCUUGACAUGUUCCAAGCUGGGCGUUUCAUUGCAGGCUUGGGAAUUGGGAUUCUCGUGACAAUCUGUCCCAUGUAUCUCUCCGAGCUUGCACCGCCUGAAAGACGUGGCUGGCUCGUGGGUCACCAUGCAAUCUUCUUGGUAUUCGGCUACAUGCUGUCUGCAUGGCUAGGAUAUGGCUGCUACUUCGCAACAGAGGCCAACUCAAGCUUUGCCUGGCGGUUUCCCCUAUGCAUGCAGUGCCUACCGCCGGCCAUACUUGGCACUGCAUCCUUCAUCAUGCCAGAGUCACCUCGGUGGCUGUUACAGAAAGACAAGACUGAACAGGCUUGGGUUAUCAUUCAGCGACUCCGCAAGAAAGCAGAUGACCCGACAGACCUUGUGGCCAAGGAGGAACUCUAUCAAACCAAAGAGCAGCUGGCACUGGAUGCUGCAAAGCUAAAGAAACUCGGCACUACGCCUUGGGGAGCGGUACUCAAGAUCAAAAGCUACCGCAAGCGCAUGAUCAUUGGGUUCCUUACUCAAUGGGGUGCGGAAUUUUCAGGUCCUCUCGUUAUUAACAACUACUCGGUUCUUCUCUAUACGAAUCUUGGCCAAACAGGCUCAAUGCCAUUGCUUCUCUCUGCUCUAUGGCUGACUACGGCUGGUGUCAUCUACAAUCCCCUUGGAGCCUGGCUUCAUGAUCGUGUCAAUUCACGUCGAUGGAUGUUCCUGGUCGGCACAUUUGGCUGCCUGGUUACCACGAGUGGCCUGGCUGGCUGCAUUGCUCAGUAUGCUGGCACGGACAACAAGGCCGGUAACGCUGCUGGGGUAUUCUUCGUCUUCCUCUAUCUCGCAUUCCAAGGUACCGGCCAAGAUACGACAAUGUAUCUGUACGUGUCGGAAAUCUUCCCCACCGAGAUUCGGCCCAUUGGCAUGGGUUUCUCGCUCUUUGGCCAGUUUGCUGCGACUCUUAUCCUCCUGCAAACUGCGCCCAUCGGCUUCGUAACAAUUGGAUGGAAGUACUACCUGGUCAUCAUCUGCUGGUGCAUCGUCUUCAUUCCAAUGAUCUAUUUCUUCUGGCCUGAGACAGCUCGGCUCUCGCUCGAGGAAAUCUCCGCCAAAUUCGGUGAUGAUGUUGCUGUUCAUGUCAACGACGUCUCAGAGGAUCAGCGCAAAGAGCUUGAUGAAUUUCUCCAAACUACGGACGUUGUGCAUAUGGCGAGUGCGCCAGGCUCUAAAGUGUCAGAGAAAGGAGCAACGGCAACGGAAAUUUCUCUCUGUACCUACUCCAAAGGCGAUGAGCGUGCCAAGGAGCACAUCGUUGGUGGUGAUGCGAGAAAUCUUUCGGAUGAUCAGACAAAUCCUGGUAACCAGCAAGCCCACUCACCUCAGCGACCUGGCACAGCCUCCCGUGGACGGGAAAUAAUUGCUUCUGCUGGUCCAUCCAAUGGGCUUGGUGACAGUGGUGCCGCUGACACCAGCCGUCGCCCCACCGGCAGCGACGCCAUUUAUUCAUAUGGUCAUGGGGACGUUGCUGACCACUUUCUGCCGCCUACCACUUUCACCGAUUAUCCUUCUUCAAGUCCUUCGUCGCACGUCAACUGUGGUGGAAAUCUCUUUUAUAGCCAGACUGACGUUCCACUCGAUCAAGCUUUCGCCUCUGGACCCCCAAUCGACACCUUCUCCAAUGCAUACUCCGGCAUGCCACAGGAUUGGCUGAGUUUUGAUCUGCUCGAGUUCUCGGGUCAAUUUCACUCUUCGCAAGAAUCUUUGACACCACCAGAUCUAGCAGUUAUAGGAUCAAGCAUACUGCCGAACUUCAGCUCAGCCAAAGAUGCCAAUGCCGUACUCCAAGCAUCUGUUGCGCCACCUUUCGAAGGUUCCAGCUCCAAGGUACCCGGAACCAAGGAGCCGCACCGUCCCAGUCAGCCUUGGCCUUUCGAACAGUCGCAUGAUCGCAUUCCCUCAAAAUUUCGCCUUCCACCGUUGCGUGACAUGCUCAAGGGCAGCAAUUCUGCCUCGGCAAACGAGAAUUCGCUUUUCGAAGACCUAGCACACCUGCUAUCCGAACCUUGCUUAUCGCACAUUGUCUAUGUGGUAUCCCACGGCAGAUACUCAUCAGCAUUGCACCUCCUCCGACAAGCACUCGAUGCCUACUUCACUCACUUCCAUCCGAUUCUGCCCAUGAUACAUAUACCUACUUGGGACAUGUACAAGGAUCCCACCGUACUCCUAGCCGCCAUGGCCUGCCUAGGAGCAAUGUUUCUCGACAUACCCAACGCUUGGGAUAUAUCACAGGCCCUGAGUGAUAUAUGCUCACGAAUCAUCACCUGGCUAGGCGAGUUAGACACCACGAAGCACCACGACGUCUCUUACCUUAGUGCUUGCUGUUUACACCAAAUUUACUCGCUCGGUUCGGGAAAUCGGUCGCUCUAUCAGAGUGCAGACCGCUCAAGAGGCGCCUUGAUAGGGGGGCUAAGAGGAGCCAGUAUCCUCUGCGCUCGACUUCAAAUCGAGGAUGAUGGUUCUGACCACAAUCAAGCUAACAGGGAGAGAAGCACUUCUGAGCAGAAGGAGUGGCUGGCAUGGCGAGACCAAGAACAGGCCAAACGAUUGGCAUGGAGCGCGUUCGAAUAUGACUGUAGCCUAUGCACACUCACCAAUCGGAGAGGUGCGGUAGGCAUGGGCGAGCUACCUGAUCAUUUGCCUUGCACAGAGCCUCUCUGGGAGGCGCCGUCAGCUGGAGCUUGGCGGGCGCUCUUAAACCAGUCCUCUGUGUAUGCGCGUGGUUUCCCUUCUGCCACACUUAUGCGGAGACUGAUGUCCGGAUAUCCUCCCCCAGCAGAUAUGCCGCCGUGGGGUAAGCGCCUCUGCGCCCAGGUCAUUGGGUGCGUUCUUUGGGAUUUGAAGCAGAUGGAGGUCUCCUGGAUGUCGAGUAACCUUGGACUGUCAUCUCUACAUUUUGCCAGGUUGCAGACGGUAUCCUCUGUCCUCCAGGCAUUCGGAAGCUUGUCGACUUCCAUGAGCAAAGCCACGUGCAUUUCAGAGCUCAUCAGCUACAAUAUCUCACGUCUCAUCUACCACUACUCCCAUCUGUACAGCGCUGAUGACACGCUUGAUCUCGUCGUCUUUGUUGUACGUGGAUCGACUACGUCGUACACGACUGACCACGCCGCCACACGAUCAGCAUGGAAACGCGGCGAGCUCUCCCGCGCCGUGCAACGCCUGAGCUCAAGACUCGCCGGCGAGCCUCGCAAGGUGCGCAAAAUGGUCUGGCACGCGGCGCAAAUCAUCGCCGUCGCGAACGAGUACCUGGUGUCCGCACCAUGUGAGAUCAUGCGCAUCUUCAUGGGCUACAUCUUCAUUAUGGCCGUGUGCCGAUACGGUCCUCAGCCGAGGUCGGCGGAACAACCAGGUCCCGCGCCAGUGCAUCUCGACAUUCUGAGCGCGACUCUCACUCCGCCACGUGCGGUCGCUCAGUGGAUUGGACAUGGCGGGCCAGCUGGACUUGCUGGAAUUCCGGACAUCUGCAACGCCGCCAGUAUUGGACUCGUCAACCAGCAGGCGCAGCACUUGUUGCGGAGACUGCAUGUUUGGGGACUGACGGGCAAGUUUCUCAAGAUUCUGGAUGCGUUCGUGCAAUGCGAUCGCUGA